CAGCAGGCUUUCUCCCUCGCCAUGGAUUCCGCUCUGUCAAGGAUGUCUUCCGUGACCUUCCUCCCCCUUUUUGCCCUGUGUUUCGUGGCAAAUACGGCUGUGGGCUUCAUUGCUCCGUCCCUUCAUGUCGCCCCUUCGGCUGCAACGCCGCUGAAUUGGGUGCAUCAGCACUCGACCCCCCGCACCAGAUGUCGGGUGGCCGGCGAUACGGCCGGACUCCGCGAGAGAGGGAUGCGGAGAAGUGCUGGGCUGAGCAUGGAAGUGGAACCUCAUGUGCUGAGGCUACAGGCUGCGGAACUUGGGUCGAGGCUCCGGGGCACGAACGUGUUUUUCGUGGGCAUGAUGGGCACGGGGAAGUCCACGGUCGCGCGCGCCCUGGCGGACGUGAUGGGCAGGUACAUCUUCUUGGACACCGACACCAUCAUCGAGGAGCUCCUGGGGGCGAGCGUAGGCGAGGUGUUUGCCAAGGAUGGGGAGGAGGGCUUCCGGAGCGUGGAGAGCCAGGUCUUAGACCAGGUGCACUCGUACGUCAAGAUGUGCGUCGCCACGGGCGGGGGCAUCGUGUCGGAGAACAAAAACUGGGGAAAGAUGCAGACCGGCAUGGUGGUUUGGCUCGACAUGGAGCCCAAGGAUAUAUUCGAACGGUUGUCGAAAGAUCCGGAAGAAGUGGCCAAGAGGCCGCUCCUGGCGGGAGACGACCCUCAGGGAAAGCUCGAGGAGCUGCUGGAGAAAAGGAAGCCCCAGUAUGCGCAGGCCGAUGUGACCGUGCAGUUGAAACCAGAAGACGGCGUCGACGACAUCACUUACAACGUCGUCAACACCAUCCUCGAGUUCAUCGACAGCAACCCUCCCAAGUGGCAGAAGUGGAAGGAAAAGGCGAACGCGGCAGGAAUCGAAUGGGCUUGAUCCUGUCCUGUUUUGCUGAUCAUCAAAGCAAACGCUGCGCUGGUCGAGUCGCAUCAUCCUCUUGCUUGUUUUCAAGUGCCGCUGUUCCUCUUUCGUGGAUGCUACUUUGCUACUUUCCGUCAUCAGUGUUGGGCAAGCCCGACAGCGGUCAUGAUCUUCUUGAAUACUACCCGGGGCUGUAAAUGGUGAAAAUAGUUUGGAUGUGCGAUGCGGGGUGCACAUCAAACUUUGAUGACUUGUGGUUGGCCUGUGUGGUUGUAGGUGGCAUUUGAAUUACUUAUUGUACAACGUAGAGGAGUUGGAAUUUGUCGCGCUAGCCAUGCGGGCCCUGUAGAGGACAUGCUGCAGGCGCACAAGUAAUAUGUUGUCUAAAAAACGGCAACAUAAAGUG
Ectocarpus siliculosus is the source of this 1297-nucleotide messenger RNA. NCBI's taxonomy places the organism in Eukaryota, Phaeophyceae, Ectocarpales, Ectocarpaceae. The record is from the annotation of a GenBank genome assembly.